AUGGACAAACCGACUUUCUGGGAGCGACACGAAGCGAAGUUCUACACAUUCGGCCACUUCUAUGCGAACAUCUAUGGCCAGGUGAUGAUCGACUACAUGCCGCACGAGCCGUUGAAGGGUCCCCUGAAAGUGCUGCUGCUCAUCUACAGUCACGCCUUCAGCCUGACGCUGAUCGUGGUGGUUCCUCUGUACUUUGGCUACAACUAUCGCCUGCUGAUGGCGGGUGUGGACAGUCGGAUGCAGCUGGUGUUGUACGUUGGCUUUGCCAACACACUGAUCAAGUACAUCACCUGUGUGUUGACCUACAUGGCCAACACAUUCCACUUCAAGGGCAUCAACAAUGGCAGCACCAUGAAGCGAGCUCACCUCGAGCACGACAUCGUCGAGAGUUAUCGUGGUCCUCGUUGGCCGAAGCGACGUUUCGAGAUCUUUAUGUACUACAAAUUCACGCUGAUCAACACGAUGAUGAUCAUACAGGUGUGCGGGAUUUUUGCCAGCGCUGGCCACGUCCCAGAUAAUGAUACGGAUGCGAAGGCAUCGAGUCGCUUGCGUCAGCAAUUUGCCAUCUAUUCGUUUAUACUGUGGAACUAUACGGAACACAUGGCCGACUAUUUCUUCUGGGUGAACAGCAGCGUGUUGAAAUAUCUCCGACUCUUGCAGCAACAGUUGCAGCAAGUCCUCCGCCAAGUGCGACAUGUGCAACGAACACGACAUCGCGGCAUCUUCAUGGUCAACUGUGGGCGACUCUGCGAUCGCUUGGCGCUGUUGCGACAGCGUUUCAUCGAGAUCCAUCAGCUGUAUGUGGAGAGCUUUCGCAUCCAUCAGCUGCAGCUGUUGGGACUAACACUCACAACGCUGAUCAACAAUCUGACCAAUUUCUUUACCAUCUUCAAUCUGGUAUCAUCGCAUUCGCUGGCAAAUGCUUCGUAUCCGGUGUUGAUCAGUGCUGUCUAUGCGCUCACCUAUUAUCUGGAUACGUACAUUGUGACGUUGGUCAACGAGCAGAUCAAACAGGAAAUGGAGAAUCUCUCUUUGGUCAUUGGUCAAUUUAGCGGAUAUCCCUCACUACAGCCGCCCAGCUUGGAUCAAGAGCUGGAGCAGUUUUCACUGCAGAUAUUGCAGCAUAAGCCGCCCAUGUUGUGCGGCCUUUUGUAUCUGGAUCGUCGGAUCAUUUAUCUCAUCGCGGUCACAGCUUUCUCCUACUUCAUUACGCUCGUGCAGUUCGAUAUGUAUCUGGCCAACACGCAACGCCAUUCACGCUAGUUUUGUGGCCUUAAUAUCAAUGUCGAAUCAUAAUCAAAUCAGCAGCCAAUUUCACUAAUUGUUGACACCCAAGUUUAGUGAUUUCAUUCCGAGCACACAAUACAAUAUGAUUUUAUUACCACAGUGAAAGAGCUCUCGACCUGCAGCAGCCUACCGUGCGUAUACGCAAUUUAGUGAUAAAAAUGUAAUCUAUGCUUUCAUAAUAAUGAUAAUAAUAAUACGAAAAUUAAAUAAUUAUAUUAAACUACAUUCAAAUUAUAAAAUAUA
This is a messenger RNA of Drosophila albomicans, 1530 nucleotides long. RefSeq names its product gustatory receptor 10a (gene Gr10a). The record is from RefSeq and is a predicted model, not a curated record. The transcript is spliced from 2 exons. The coding region runs from base 1 to 1263 and encodes 420 amino acids. Gene Ontology annotation, biological process: sensory perception of taste. Lineage: Eukaryota; Metazoa; Arthropoda; Insecta; Diptera; Drosophilidae. Gene Ontology annotation, cellular component: membrane.